GUUGUUCGCGAGAUGUCGAUUCUGUAAUUUACUCAUAACUUUCUAAACGUAAUAAGUAUGUAUUGGAAGACGUGUUUUGUGCAAACUGUGAUACUUAUUUUAGGAUAUUUCAUUAUAACCGAUGGUUAUGAACAAAAAUCAAGGGUAAAACGACCACGAGCUCCUCCCCCAGAACCUGAAAACGACGUAGAAAGUGAUUUCGAGGAACGGAACAAAGAAUUAAAUCCGAACUACGUACCUCCUGGAUUUCUUAGUCCGUCUGUCAUUGAAUAUCUAGAGCUAGGAAAAUCCAUACCAGGAAGACCCGGUUCUGAUUAUCCAGUUUUAAGCAUAGUGCCCUACACAAAUUUCUAUUGUGAUGAUCAAUCGUAUCCUGGAUUUUACGCGGAUACUGAAACACGCUGUCAAAGUUGGCACUACUGCGAUAUUGACGGAAGACAAACAACAUUCCUCUGUCCCAAUGGAACUCAAUUCAGCCAGCUAGUUUUCGUCUGCGAUUGGUGGUUCAACGUACGAUGCGACCUUAGUGAAAAGUUAUACAUAAUCAACAGCCGAUUGUAUGGUCGUCCCAAACUGGAUCCAACCAAACCACAUCGAACAAUCACCAAGCAAAUAUUAGAAGACAUUUUUAACGACGAGGAAACGUAGAUAAUCGCUAUCAGUGAUGUAUAUUAUAUCAUUGGACUUGAAGUAAAAUUCUAAAAGGACAAAUUAUGUAAUUUUGUGUCUGAACAAAAAAAGUCGUGACGAUCAGUUCUAAUUUGUACAGUUAUAGAAUAGAAAAUAGUUUUAAUUUAACUUAAGAGAGAUGUAUUUUGGGGGGCAAGUAAUUAUUAUAAUAAAUAGGUUUAAAACUUCGAAGAAGUGAUAAUUAUUUACAGAAGAAAUACUAAUUGUUUAAAAUAUUCGUAAAUUAAAAUGACUUUUAAUUUUUUUUAAACAAAAGUUUCUCCAGUUUUAUUUUCAUUUGUUUUUUCUAAUUUAAGUAUAUGCCUCUAAAUCAUACAUAAAAUUUGAAUGUCGUUUCUUAUUGUAAUGUUAUAAGAAAAAUCGUUGCCAUUUAAAUUUUAAUUUCUGAUUUGGAAGACGG
This is a messenger RNA of Diabrotica balteata, 1090 nucleotides long. The record is from the annotation of a GenBank genome assembly. NCBI's taxonomy places the organism in Eukaryota, Metazoa, Arthropoda, Insecta, Coleoptera, Chrysomelidae.